AUGAUAUUAAGCAGUAUAAGAGCAACUGGACGUGCUUUGCCAAGAAAUCUGAGUAUCAAGCAUAUUACAAGGGGCCGGUUGUCCUCAUCCAUGCCUGAGUUCACAAUCAAUAAGACCAGAAAAUCACCAAAAUGGGUACCCAUUACUAUAUUUGGAGCCACAUUUGGUAUGGGGUGGUUCUUCACACAACACAUGACUUUCACAGAUCUCAUGGCAUAUUGGCGUUAUGACUCCCUGCCGGAAGAUGCACAGGAGGUGAAGGACUAUAAGUUACAGUUGUAUAAUAAAUGUGAAAAGCUGCCUGUAGUUAAACAACUAGGAAAAGCCGGAUAUGUUGAGAUAUUUCCACCAAGAAGAAAAGAAGAUCUACUGAUUGACAGAGCACUAAGUACUCCUGGUGGAAUAGCUAUUCCACCAAGAUUUUUUUUCAACCCAACUACUAAAGAGACUGUAGGGAUAUAUCAUCUUGGUAUGAAGUUAACUGGCUACCCUUUUAUUGUACAUGGCGGUAUAUUAGCUACUAUCAUGGAGGAUUUAAUGAGGGAAAGCGUUAAACUGAUUACACAGAAAACUGACGAAAAGAUAAACGACCUCUCAAUCUCAUACAAGUUCCCUACUUUAGCUAAUCAAUUUGUUAUCGUCAGGACCACACAACAUGAGACAUUUGGAAAGAAUAUCAAAUUAACAGCAGAAGUUAUGGACCAAACGGGUAACAGGACACUUAUUAAAGGUCGCGGAUCCUUCAGUGCCUCAAAGUAA
This is a messenger RNA of Nakaseomyces glabratus, 759 nucleotides long. RefSeq names its product Fmp10p (gene FMP10). The record is from RefSeq and is a predicted model, not a curated record. Lineage: Eukaryota; Fungi; Ascomycota; Saccharomycetes; Saccharomycetales; Saccharomycetaceae.